Heteronotia binoei (common prickly gecko) is the source of this 2201-nucleotide messenger RNA. RefSeq names its product ELOVL fatty acid elongase 1 (gene ELOVL1). Gene Ontology annotation, cellular component: endoplasmic reticulum membrane; endoplasmic reticulum. The transcript is spliced from 8 exons. Gene Ontology annotation, biological process: fatty acid elongation, saturated fatty acid; sphingolipid biosynthetic process; fatty acid elongation, polyunsaturated fatty acid. NCBI's taxonomy places the organism in Eukaryota, Metazoa, Chordata, Lepidosauria, Squamata, Gekkonidae. Gene Ontology annotation, molecular function: fatty acid elongase activity. The record is from RefSeq and is a predicted model, not a curated record. The coding region runs from base 435 to 1355 and encodes 306 amino acids.
GCACCCUCCCGUCCCCCAGCUUUGGCCAGUGCUUCUUGCUCUCGCCGGCGCCUGAUACAGGCCGCGCGGGGCUCGCCCACUUGACAGAGCAGCUCAGGGGCCUCGGUGGUAAGCGGCUUCCCGGCAAGAGUCCGGAAUAGGCUAGGGAAGGGUCUUUACUUUGCCGGCGCGAAUGGUGUUAGGCGCGGUCUACGUAGCGCUUGCUGGUGUGCUUUAGCAAGGGCGGUGUAAGGUUGAAAAACCAGGAGGCAAAACGGCGGCAGCGACUAGUCGGCCUGAGGGAAAACAAGACGCUGAAUGCAAGGCCGCCACGUACUGCUAAGAGAGGCUUCCUAUGCGAGCCGAUCUUUCUAGAAAAUAAAAGUGUCCCCUAAAGGUGUAGCCUGGCAAGGGGAGUGUGAAUCGGUCCUGAAGUUAACUCAUUUCUGGAUUUUAUGCUUUUAGCGAAUAAAAAGCUGACGUUCAACAGAACAGCUGCCAGUACUGCUGCCAUGGACUCACUGGUGAAGAUGUAUCAAGACUUCAUGAAGGGAGCAGACCCUCGGAUUGCCACGUAUCCACUGAUGGGCACACCCUGGCUCAUGAUGAGUAUCUUGUUGUUCUAUGCCUACUUUGUAUUUUCACUGGGGCCACGAAUCAUGGCCAACCGGAAGCCUCUGAACCUCAAGACGUUCAUGAUUUUCUAUAACUUCUUCAUGGUAGCACUAUCUAUCUACAUAGUUUAUGAGUUCCUUAUGGCAGGCUGGUUGACGGGUUACUCCUGGAGGUGUGACCUUGUGGAUACUUCCCAGGAUCCCAAGGCCCUUCGAAUGGUCCAUGUGUCCUGGAUCUUUGUCUUCUCUAAGUUCAUUGAACUGACAGAUACAGUAAUAUUUAUCCUAAGAAAGAAGAAUGAGCAAGUGACCUUCCUGCAUGUGUUUCACCACUCAGUACUGCCCUGGAGCUGGUGGUGGGGUGCUUCCUUUGGACCAGGAGGAAUGGGUACAUUCCAUGCUAUGGUGAACUCUAUAGUACAUGUGAUAAUGUACUUCUACUAUGGGCUGUCAGCUGCAGGACCUGCCUUCCAAAAGUACCUGUGGUGGAAAAAGCAUAUCACUGCCAUUCAGCUGAUGCAGUUUGUGCUCGUCUCUAUCCACGUCUCCCAGUACUACUUUAUGUCCACUUGUGACUACCAGUUUCCAAUCUUCAUUCACCUCAUCUGGAUUUAUGGCACCAUCUUCUUUAUCCUCUUCUCCAACUUCUGGUACCACUCUUACAUCAAAGGCAAGCGUCUACCCAAGGUCAUGAAACAGUCUCAACACAACGGCUUCCAUGAGAAUGGUGUCAUUGCUAAUGGGAAAACCAAAGCCAACUAAAGCCAUUUAAAGGGGGUAGGACCAAGAUGACUCAGACCAACUGGCUCCAUAUCUGGGCCUGCUAGCCAGAUCAAGUGCCUACAGACUGUUGUUUUUGCAGUUCCAAGCCACCUUCCCAACUGCCCCGUACCCCUAAUUGCCUGGCCUUCCACUUUCCCAAGGAAAAGAGGCUGUUAGUGCUGGAUCCAGCCCAUGGUGUCCAAAGUGCCUGUGCCUGCCCUGGGGUAGGCUGCCCCCGAAGCUGGACCAAAGCAGAGUUCUGUCCCUUUCUGUAACUGCCAGUUGGGGCACAUCUUUCCAUUUAGUUCUAGAUAUUCCUUGUGUCCGGGUGGGAAUUUGUUCCUUUACCCUCCCUGCUUUUGAGUUGAACACCACUCAUUCCAUCCUCUUUUCUAUAUUGGUGCCCUGCCAUUCGUACUUGAAUGUGAGAGGCCCUUUUGCUCUGGGUUUGACUCUCCAGAGAUAUCUGUUCCUGCUGUAUGCAGGUGGGAUGCUACAGGCCAGGGGUUUCAUUCCUGCUGCCUUGUCUGGCCUCAGUGUUCAUCCCUGCAUGUAACAUUUCCAGCUUUCAGUUGCUCUGAUCCCUGGACUUUAGCAAUAAUGCUCCCCAUGGGUUGAUGACCACAGUUUUUGCUGCACUGAAGCCCAAGGAAAAGAAAUAGGACUCUGUUGUCCUGCUUGUAUGCUGUCGCUGCUUGCCUUUUUUAUUGUUUUAAUUGGAUCUGCUCCAGAGGAGUAGAGGCUGCCUGUGUUGUAAGCCUUGGGGAGUACUCAUCAGAGGGAGGUCCCUCCCUCCUAUCUGAGCUACUCACUUGUACUCACAGAAAUAAAUGGACAGAAAGAGAA